AUGUUCUUUGAUGUAAGAAGGCGCCGCAAAUUCAAGAAGACUGCAGUAUAUAAGGGUCGCCUGUGGUUGAAACACGUUUCCUCAGCCUUCCUACCUCCGCGGUUGUACACUCAGGGUUCGCUCCCCUUGCACGCGGUUCCGCCUUCGCCCAUCCGUGAACCCGACCACGACCGCAGGGGUCGUAAAACCGAAGCUUACAUUCGAAUACAACUUUCGCGUUUACACAUGGCCGAGGUCAUAGCUGAGACCGGCAAAACGCGCCCCCUGCACCCCACAGGCUGUCUACACAGUCAAAAAUUGAACCAGAGGAACCUAGUCGUGUGCAUUGACGGCACAGGGAAUGCGUUCGGGAGAAAGAAUACAAACGUCAUUGAACUCUAUAGUCUCAUCGAAAAAGACAUCCCGGAUAUUAACGGCAACGUCCAGUGCACCUACUACAACAGCGGGAUCGGGACUUACGCCGAAUCUUCGACGAGAUCGCUUCGACAGUGGUUCAUCCAGAACCUCGAUCUCGCUUUCGCUGUGCACUUCAAGGACACGAUACUUGAUGCUUACCGCUGGCUGUCCGAAACAUACCAGACUGGUGAUCGUAUCUUUCUCUUCGGAUUCUCCCGUGGCGCAUAUCAAGUUCGUGUGCUAUCAGCAAUGAUAGAUAAGGCAUGUCUGCUCAUGGCAUGGCAUCUCAUCAUAACACGUAUUGAGUCCAGAGAAGGUUGGCCUCCUUCACCCCGGAAACGAAAAACAAAUCCCAUUGUUAGUACAGCAUAUCACUAUACAACGCUGUACGCCGCAUUGACCGUAAUCCCCACGAUCAGCGCGUACAGCUGGUACACGAAACCUGGCCCGUCGACGAAUUCAUCGACAAACUUCUUGCCCACAGUACUAGGACACCCGAUCGACUCAGCGGACCUCUUCAAGACGGCCUUCUCACGUACUGUGAGGGUUCAUUUUGUUGGCGCAUGGGACACGGUGUCAUCCUUGGGCUUCGGCCGCGGACGAUCAGAACUUCUUGGCGGAACCGAUGAAGGCAUGACGCACGUCUGUUACUUUCGGCAUGCUCUUGCAUUAGAUGAACGGCGAGUCAAGUUCUUACCCGAGUACGCCAAUGGGGGUAGGGGUCCUUCAGCUCGAGUGGUGCUCCCCCAGUACAAAUUUCAUGACACGAAGGAAGUUUGGUUUUCAGGAACGCACUCAGACGUGGGCGGCGGAAAUAUCGAGAACCCGACGUUCAAUACUACCCGUCCUGCGCUCAGAUGGAUGUAUAUCGAAGCGUCCAUCGCCGGACUGCACUUAAAUCGAUUCGAGCGUGCGUCCGCAGGCGUCGACAAGCUCGAGCCCAUCGAAUCUCUUCGCGGCCUCUUAUAUCAACUCUGCGAGCAUCUCCCUUUCCGGCGCUUGGUAUACAGUGUGGCACAGAGGGUAGAUAGCUCUCAUGAGACGCUAUCAUCCACCGUGGCAGAUGAGCAGACCUUGCCUCACAGAUCGUGGCCGAGCGGAUGGUGGGCGAGCUGGUGGAUAGCCUUUGAAAUCCCGGCGCUGCUGUUAUGGAAGUUAAUCGAACUUCUCAUCUGGAUUUCGCGACUGCUCCCCAAACUAUUUCCUCGGAUGCUACGGGGUGUCUGGAGCACCAUGCUAUGCAAACGGACUGAAGGCGAGGCGGUAGUAGCUGAAGGAUACACGAAGCGUGAGGAAACUAUGUUUUGGCCACCUCAUCGCGGACAAGGGCGUAUCCUUCAACCUGGCCAGAAGAUCCAUGCGUCGGUCUGGAGAUCUGAGCUCGCACCUCUCACAGAGACACACAAGUCGGUCAUUCAUCCCAUCCUUGGGUGCAUAUACCAUCAUUCCUUGUCGCAGUCAAAGUAUAUUCCCAGCGCCAAACUUCCAUCCAAUCCACAUUUCUGGGAGCAUUUUAUGCAACCGCUGAACGAUGUCACGAUGGCUCCUCGUUUGCUCGACCAGUACGAGCAAUGGAAGGAGGUGGACCUUUACGAUUCAAUGGAGGAUCUCGUUCAUCAGUAUACCCAUAGUGAGGUUGCGGAUCCCAACAACGAUGAACAACGCACACAACUGGCAAUCAUGUAUAUCCAUGCAAAGUCACUGCUGUAUGGACAUGACGGACCUGUCAGAUCGGUUGCGUAUUCAGCUGGGACCUAUGGCACUCUGCGUAUCAUCUCAGGUUCUGCCGACAAGACAAUCCGGAUCUGGGAAGCGGAGACAGGAGAGAAGAAAGGCAUGCCUCUCGUGGGAUCCAUCGAUGCCGUACAGAGUGUCGCAAUCGAUCCGAACGACAUCUAUGUCGUAGGAGGUUCGACCGACUCGAAGGUCCGACUGUGGGAGUUGGAAACCGGCAUAAUGAGCAAUCCUUUCGAAGCGCACAGCGGCACUGUCUGGUCCGUGGCGGUCUCCUCUGACGGGGAGCGAAUCGUAUCCGGCUCGUACGACCGCACGCUUCGAGUGUGGGAUGCCAACAGCGGGCAACAGAUAGGAGAACCACUCGCCGGUCACGAAGGCACCAUCUACUCUGUCGCAAUUUCCGGGGACAGCAUGCACGUCGUCUCCGGAUCCUCUGACAGGACCGUUCGCAUCUGGAAAGUUAAGCUCGAUACCGGAGAAUUGGAGUCAAUGAGGAUACUGAAAGAACACACCGGUACGGUUUGGUCGGUUGCAUUUUCCCCGGACCGCGCGCACGUCGUUUCGGGAUCAGCCGAUGGGACAAUCAGUGUCUGGUCAACGAAGACCGACAAGAACGUCGAGGAAGCUUUCACUGACGAGGGAUACACCGAUCACCGCGACGUUACUGCUGUUGCAUUCUCUCCAAAUAGCAAGCGUAUCGUUUGUGGCUUCGAUAGCGGCAGUAUAGGUGUAUGGGACAUAGAUAAACAGAGACCGGUCGGUCAACCAUACAAAGGGCACUCUGACGGCGUAACCUCCGUAGCAGUCUCUCCAGACGGAGAGUGUAUUGUAUCGGGCUCUUAUGAUAAAACGGUCCGGAUCUGGGACAUCAUAGAGCAGUUGCAGCCGACGCCCAGAGAACUCUAG
Molecule: messenger RNA, 3039 nt
Organism: Peniophora sp. CBMAI 1063
Lineage: Eukaryota; Fungi; Basidiomycota; Agaricomycetes; Russulales; Peniophoraceae
Source: the annotation of a GenBank genome assembly